This is a messenger RNA of Megalobrama amblycephala (Wuchang bream), 1433 nucleotides long. It is a transcript of the gene samd13, whose product is annotated as sterile alpha motif domain containing 13. The transcript is spliced from 5 exons. Bases 323 to 616 code for a protein of 97 amino acids. The record is from RefSeq and is a predicted model, not a curated record. Gene Ontology annotation, molecular function: protein binding. Lineage: Eukaryota; Metazoa; Chordata; Actinopteri; Cypriniformes; Xenocyprididae.
CGAGACUACAUUACCCAUGAUCCCCCGUUCCUGCAUUUGUCGGAUUGUGCUGGGGGAAAAGCGUAAUAUUGUUCCAAUGAUCGGGAAUCAAUAACAUCCAACCCAUCUACAUAAAUCAUCCAAUCAUAAAACAAAUUGAAUCAGAUCUGUGACUACACCAAGAUUUAUUCAGAAACUUGGCGGUUUGUGUAAGUUUAUGGAAAAUGGGGCAGUUUUGCACAGCAGGAGACUGAUGAUGAAGAGGGAAUGAGCAGGCCAUGAGGAUACAACUGAACACAUCUAAUGGAAUAGAGCAGUCUCACCUCUCUGACAAACAGCAGUCAUGGAAGCCAAGGAAAAUGGGUCAGUGGACACCAAAAGUUCUGUGGAGAAUGGGCAGCUUACGGAUCCCGCCCACUGGGCUGUAGCAGAUGUGGUCAAUUACUUUAAAGCUACAGGGUUUGAGGAGCAAGCCAACGCUUUCCAAGAUCAGGAAAUCGAUGGCAAAUCCCUUUUAUUAAUGACUCGUAAUGACGUUCUGACCGGACUGUCAAUAAAACUGGGUCCUGCACUGAAGAUAUACGAGUAUCAUGUCAAGCCUCUCCAAACCCAACAUUUAAAAAGUAACGUCUCAUAGCUGCUGCAGCCAUGUGGACGCAUGGAAGACAAUCAUAGCAGGGAAGUGCAGGGUAACUGCAGACAGAACUAAUACAUUUUAUGCAUCUUAUAAUUAAACAUGGUGAAUUUAUUGCUUUUAAGGUCUCAUUCUGCUGUACAGGCACAUUUACAGUUUUCAUUUGACCUAUGUUUAACAGUGUGUUCAUUCAGAUUUGACUUUGUGUGCUUGUACAUAAAUCAUUAUUGCUUUUAAGAUUAAUUGCUUGGUUUAAUAAUGUGAUCUGUGAUGUGAAAUGAAAAAAUGAAACACUAAGAUGUUUCUGUGUACUGCAUGAAGUAUGUUUGAAGUGAGAUUGACAACAUUGAUUUUAUAAGCUUGUUGGUGUUUAUUUCCCUUUUUUGUUUUUCCAGUUUUAAUAGAUAAAAAGUAUGUUGAGAUAAAUUGACAGCACAAAUCAUCAAAUGACUGAAAAUGAUGAUAAAGGCUCAACGCAUGAGGUUUGUUUUCAGGAAUCCUGUCAGAAUGACAGUGCUUUGUGCUGCUAUUAAUUCUGUUUAUUUAUUUCAUUCUGUAACUAACAAUGUGAUUCCUGAUGAAUUGGUGAACGGUUGUUGUUGACAGAUAGAAAACACUGUAAAUCUGAAGCAGUUUGUGAUACAGGGUGUUUUAAAAAGAGGAAACAAACGCGAGUGUAGCCUGCAAUAAAUGGUGCUUUUUCAGAUUGCUAAAACAAUCCACUACCUGGUCCUCAUUACAGUGCUGUUUAACUUCCUUUGUGCAUGUUUGGUGCUUAAUCAUAUGUAAUAAUCAGUUCUACUAAAACCCAGAAACAUUA